Galendromus occidentalis (western predatory mite) is the source of this 3084-nucleotide messenger RNA. RefSeq names its product proto-oncogene tyrosine-protein kinase receptor Ret. The record is from RefSeq and is a predicted model, not a curated record. Gene Ontology annotation, biological process: positive regulation of kinase activity; protein phosphorylation; multicellular organism development. The transcript has 18 exons. Gene Ontology annotation, cellular component: signaling receptor complex; plasma membrane. Gene Ontology annotation, molecular function: ATP binding; transmembrane receptor protein tyrosine kinase activity. The coding region runs from base 1 to 3084 and encodes 1027 amino acids. Lineage: Eukaryota; Metazoa; Arthropoda; Arachnida; Mesostigmata; Phytoseiidae.
AUGGCCUUCCAUUGGGAGAAGAGAAAGACAAAAGUGCCUUUCUUCCGGGUAUUCGUGAAUUCUGUCCCGUCGGGACUCGCGGAACGGCCUCAGUUCUCGAUUUUGUCGCCGAGAAACCUCGUGAGGAUCGACAAUGAAACCGGGGAGCUCUCCCUGCUGCAUCGUCUCGACGACAAACGUCUCGCUCGCGAACUCGAGGUUGAAAUCGAAGCAUCGCAUCCGGACCUGGGUCUGGCCAGGACAGUCAUUGUGUUCCAGCUGACGUCGAGCACAUCCUGCAACAUCAGUCGGUCGAUGUGCUUUACUUCGGAAGACGAUGCGAUCACCAUCGAUGCUGAGGCCGCUCCCGGAACUCCGGUCGAAUACGUUCCGCCUCCGAUGCAGCGGUUCUGUAACAGGAGCGCCUCUUACACUUUACAGCCAGUUGACAUGCUGUCGCUAGACGACGACACUCGCACGCUGAAAACGAUCAGAGCGAUCCCUCCCGGAAUCCAUAACACGUCGGUUUUCUGCAAAAUCGACGGAAAUCCGAGCCUCGCUUUCAACAAAACGGUAAUCCUCAGGGCAGCCCGCCUCUAUCGCACGUCACUUCGAGGCGUGAACCUGUCGUGUGAUUUCACCACUGCGCGAAUGCUGCAAAAGGACAGGAAGAUCUUGUGUGACCUCGAAGCGGUCAACGUCGACAAGGACGCCCUGUAUCGCGUAUUCAGAGUCGGAGACGAGCGCAAUCUUUUCCGAGUGAAACACGAUCUGAUGUUCCCAGACAGCGAACACCGGCGGGUCAUCAUCUCUGUGACGGCCAUUCCCGGGGCAACUUUCUAUCCGGACACCACUUACAGCUUCGACGUCGUGCUGGAGGAAGGAUCGAGAAAGCAUGUCAGCUACCAAAAUGUCACUUACAAGGUCACGGUAACUAACGACACCCUCAUUGAUCAUCCUCUUCGAUUGGACGUGAGCAGAGCCAAUCUGUCGUCAGGAUUGACAGCCCGCUUCACGAGGGUCAUCCCUGCCUUGAGUGUCGUACAGAGACGCGCAAGAUACAGGUUUUCGAUUGCCGACGAUCAAUGGCACGACGCGUUCGCAAUCACAAGAAACGAGGGCAUCGUCUACGUCAAAGAUACGAAAGCCCUGCUCGACAUCGCCGGUCGGGACGUGAAGCUCAGGGUCAUUAUAACGGACCUGAAAUCCCACAACGAGACCUACCACGACAUCCACGUGUCGGUCGAGGACAGCAAUUCGAUUAUAUGUGGUGAUCCAUCAGAACUUCUGUCCUGCGCUUCGGCCAAGUAUCACAAUCAGUGCGAGGAGAUGUGCGGGGACGGAGCUCGUUUCGGUCAUUGCAGUUGGCAUCGGGCCGAGAAGUCAUUCUAUGAAUCGUGCACUCCCGAUCCUCUGCACUGUCCCGAUCAGCAAUGCGAUGAGCUUGAAAGGGAGAACGACUCCCUCUGUCCCCAGGAUUGCGCUCCUCAUGUCACCGGCGUCGCCGUCAAAUCUGAUCAUGCGGCCUCCGGGAUACCGCCCGAAGCGGGAGACUUCUGUUUCUGUUUGGUGCCAAGUCAAUGUACGUGUGAGCUCUCGAAGAGCCACGAACGCGUCGAAAGAUCUCGAAACAACUUGUCGGAGAAAGAAUCUCAUCACGCGAAAGACGACGAACGACCUCGGGGCUUGUGUGGCAGACGCAGCUGUAUCAACGUCAUCAAAGUGGUCGGACUAGGCGGCAUGCUCAUUGCCGUCUCGAUAGCGGCCAUUAUACUUCUGUUGAAAUCAGUUCCGUUCCCCAAGCCGAAGAAGCCAGGCAGCGAGAAACGCGACACGAAUCAAGACAUUUCACCGGAUCCUGAUUCAACCUUGACAAUGGAAGGACCCGACGUCAAGCUAUUGCCCAUGAAUCAAGUGGAUGUCCGCUGGGAGGUGCGACGUGACAACCUCUUGUUUGAAAACGUUCUCGGAGAGGGCGAGUUCGGCAAGGUCAUGCGCGCUCAAGCCUGGAGCAUUGCGGGGAGAGACGGCUACACCACGGUCGCCGUCAAGAUGCUGAAAGACGAUGCUUGCCGUCAGGAUCAACAGGACCUCCUGCAGGAAUUGCAGAUGCUCAAAGAAGUCGACCACGUAAACGUCAUACGACUUCUGGGUGCCUGUACCAGCAGAGAGGGUCCGCUGUAUGUGAUCGUGGAGUAUUGCGAAUAUGGAUCUCUGCGAUCGUACUUGCGACGGUGUCGCAACAUUUCCUCUACGGAAGACCUGCGUGCGGUUCAGAAUCCAACUUAUCUCGGCGAAGAUCAGCGAGUCCAGCUACCUUCCGCUCGACAGCUGACGUCUUUCAUGUGGCAGAUCGCAAGAGGCAUGAGUUAUCUGUCAGAUAUGAAAGUCAUACACCGUGAUCUCGCAGCGAGGAAUAUUCUAGUGGCCACAGAUUUCGUCGUGAAAAUCUCCGAUUUCGGGCUAAGCCGCGACGUUUACGAAGGAGAUACGUAUCUGAAGAGGAGCCGGCAGCGAGUUCCUGUCAAAUGGAUGGCCAUAGAAUCGCUAGAAGACCAAAUAUACACCACCAGAAGUGAUGUGUGGUCCUUCGGAGUCGUGCUCUGGGAGAUCGUGAGUUUGGGCGCGACGCCGUACCCCGGCUUGAGUGGCGAACGGCUGUGUCAUCUGCUCAAGCAGGGAUAUCGCAUGUACCAGCCAGAUAAUUGCUCUGAUCAGCUAUACGCGGUCAUGCGGGAUUGCUGGAGACCAGAUCCAAACGAGAGACCUUCGUUCAGAUUGCUCGCGCAAAAGUUCGACCGUCUCCUUCAGGAUACAACGAUAUAUCUUGACGUAGAAGACGGCGUGGCAACGUGCUCGACAUACUACAACGACGACUCGGUGACGUCGGAGGAGACCAUUGUAUGUGGUGAUAGGCCAAGCCGCGUAGAGGCGCAACUGGAAGGCGGUGUCGUGAAAUCGCAUCUACUCAAACAGGACAGGACCCCGUCGUCGGAAUAUCUCAACGACGACGAACGCAACCGGUUACUCCACUACGCAAAGAUGGACUUUGCCCGCUCUAGUAGCGAUGCCAGUUCAGAUCAAGAGCAUACGUCAAGCGUCUGA